GAACUAUCUUUUUAAAACGAUUGAUAUUUAAACUACUUUAAGUUUAAUUAUCAAUUGUUAAUAUCAUACUACGAAUGUAGAGCCCUGAAGAAGGCAAAAUAAAUGCUGAAAGGCUGGUAGUAGUGCAAAACGCUGAUUUUCAGAUACAUCCCUGAUCCCUAAACAAUUGCAUUACAAAGCUGUUCAAUCAUCACUGUUGGAAUAAUCACAAUUUUUUUUUUUUCAAAGUUUAAAAAUCACUUUUCACAUAUGUUCUAAUCUGGGGGGUCACAAAUUGGUUUUUGGUUAACCAAGUUUUUGCUGAGUUGAAUAAGCACUAAUACACUUUAAUAAUAAAGACAUGCAAUCAUUCAUUAUUACCAAUUGGUGUCAAUACAGAUGGCUAAAAUGAAUGGUAUAUUUGAAACCCACAAUUAUACAUACAGUCAGUACAGUACAGUGGUAAUAAUGCUUUGCAAAAUCAUCAUAAAGCAUAAACAAGUUGCAAAAUUAUGGUAAAAUAUUACAAAAAUGAAAUCAGAAUGUAUGAAAUUUACUCGAUUGUUGUUGCAAAUAUCAGGCUUCAUUCCAAUUAACAAUUCUUAUGGCUAUUCUUUCAGUUUUAAACUUAUUUCAUUGAAUGGAAAAGUAGCUAUGCUUGUGUACAGUUUCAUUUCAUUCAUGUUUGUUGUACAGUCUGACUUGACAGAAUCAUUCUUGGCAAUGACAAUUUUCUGUAUGUCAGUGCAACUUGUGCUGAAGGCAUAUAUGACAAGCAAAAACAAUUUUUUUAAAAUGCUCGAUGAAGCAGACCAACUGUUGGAAAAUGUCUUGACAGACCAAAAGGCGUAUGACAUUUUUGAACCGAUGUUUACUUUCAUACCACUUCAUUUUUUACAAAUAGUAAUUGACUACUUUUCUGACAGACCGCUUAAAAAUCCUUACCAGCUGUGGUCGCCUUUCAGUUCCGUUUUAUUGUCAUAUUUCUUUCAAUCAUACAUCCUACUAAUGGCUGGUAUAAUUGAGACUUCUUACCUUGACAGCAUUGCCAGUGUUUCCCUACAUAUUACAGGCUGCUUAAAAAUUCUUUCUCACCGAUUGAGCAAUCAGUCAAUGUUUGUCUCUAAAAAAGUUGAGAGGGAGUCUAUUAAAAUUCAUUCAGAUGUAAUUCGGUUAGUGGCAUCAAUGAAUAAAAAUUAUGGAGCAAUGUUAACAAUAGAGAUAUUAUUUGCUUCCGUUCAGGCUUGUUUAGCAGGGUAUCAAAUCAUGGUUGGACUUGAAAAUUUGCAUUCAAACCUUUUAGUUUUUUUCAUUACAUUUAUAUUUGUUUGGCUGUUGCCUUCGAUGAUAUGCUUCUGUGGCCAGGAGAUAGAAACAGAGAGUGAAAAUAUACACAGACUGCUGCAUUACAACUCAUGGUUUCAAAGAAGUCCAGAAAAUAGGAAAACAGUGUUUUUCCAGAUGCUGAUGAUGUCAAAGCCCCUGAAGUUGCAUUUCAGAAAUUUUAUUGUGUUUAACGUUGCACAACUUGCUGGGGUGUUACAAUCGGCCUACACAGUCAUGACAAUGAUGCGAUUAUUUUUCAAUUGAAUACUCAUUAAAGUUGUCAUUAUUUACAGUUA
Molecule: messenger RNA, 1601 nt
Organism: Cimex lectularius (bed bug)
Lineage: Eukaryota; Metazoa; Arthropoda; Insecta; Hemiptera; Cimicidae
Gene: Or67a
Product: odorant receptor 67a
Exons: 7
Coding region: 511-1569 (352 amino acids)
Biological process (GO): detection of chemical stimulus involved in sensory perception of smell; sensory perception of smell
Cellular component (GO): plasma membrane
Molecular function (GO): olfactory receptor activity; odorant binding
Source: RefSeq, a predicted model, not a curated record